UGUACAAGCUGAACAAUGCACUUGUCUUAAGAACAGAGUGUUAGUAUAAUUUUCUCCUUUUGCGCUACUGUUUUCUUCAUUUAAUGAAACGACAGGAGAGCUGUCAUUUGGUUUCAAAGAAACGCCGUAGAUUAUGUGCCGGGGAACACAGUUUGUUAUGUUUGUGACUAUAAGCACUAUUGAAACAUCAUAUGUGUGCGUGUCUGUCGUUAGUUCUUAUGUCUGUUUCUCUUCAGAGUUUUACUUCAUUGAGUAAAGAAGGAUGUCACAGGAAAGGAUGUUGGAGGAAGUUGUGUCCCCCUUUCUUAUGCAGUUAUCGAAAGCAAGAGUUCAUUCGUUGACACUGGACGGGGAUAGUUUACCUUCAGAGAUCAAACUUCUGUUUGAAAAUAUCGAGAGAGAAGCACGUGACAUGGAGGAUGUACUAAAGCGGGUGUCUAGAUGGGAAAGUGAGAUUAUCAAUGACUUCGGAGGAAUUGCUCGGCAUUUAGAUGACAUCAUAGAAGAAGAUAGCCAGCAGCAAUUUGUACAUUCCAAGCUUCAGAUUGUGAACACCGAAAUGUCCAACUUAAAAGACCGCAUGAAAUUUCCUCUCCAUGUUCCUUUGAUCAAGCCAGCAGCUCCUGCGUUGUUAUCAUCAUCUUUACCGUCCAAAUUGCUGUCUGCAGAUGCUUCAGAGCAAUGGAAAAAACUGGAGAUUGAGAAGAAAAUCCUUGAGAGCUCCAUGAUAUCUAAUUUGCAGCUCAGCUAUUAUAAUCUUGAUAUUCAGCUGAAGCUGUGCUUGUUAUGCUUCUCUAUAUUCCCAGAAAAUUGCAUUAUUAGCAAGAGGGCUAUGAUCCAUUGGUGGAUUGGUGAAGGGCUAGUAGAGGCCACAAGAAGUCAGACAGCUGAAGAUAUUGGGAAGGAGUGCUUUGAGAGGUUAAUCACUGCAGAGAUGAUUGAACCUGUACGUCAUAAACGUAACUGUACUGUGAACCAAUGUACUCGCCGUGCUUGUCUAGUCGGAGAACAUAUUCAGGUAACAGAGACGACACCACUCAGAAAUCAGUCCAAUCCAGAUUACCUUCUUGCAAUAUUCAAUGUGAGCGAGCAAUACCUCCAGUUCGACAAGAAUUGGUUCUUGGAUUUGAGGAAGAUCGAAGUUCUCCAACUAGGUCGGUGGCAUAACUUGUACCGACACCAUAUUGAGGUUGACAGCACGGAAUAUUUGGAAGGGUUGCAGUCAUGCAAACAAUUGAAAUAUCUUUGUCUGCGGGGUAUCUCCCGUAUCACAGAGCUUCCUGCUUCGAUCGGCGCACUCUCAAAUCUCAGGAUCUUGGAUCUUCAUGCUUGUCAUAACCUUGAGAGGCUUACUGAGAGCAUCACGUCCCUUCAGAUGCUGACCCACCUGGACGUUUCAGAAUGCUACCUUUUGGAGGGCAUGCCAAGGGGCAUUGGUUUGCUUACUGAACUCCAAGUGCUGAAAGGGUUUGUCAUUGGUGGAUCUACAGGCAAGUACAAUUGUCAGGUAGCGGAGCUGGUCAGGCUGGGCAAGCUGAAGAAGCUUAGCAUAUAUAUUGGAAGCAAAGUUCUAGUGACAGAAGACGAACUGCAUGAAGUUGAGAACAUCAAAGCCCUUCGUGUGCUGACAAUUACAUGGGCUGUGUUGCUGUCAAAGAAAGGAGCGGAUGAACAAGAUUCAACAGCAACAGCAUUGUUAAAUUCGUUAUCCCUUCCUCCCCAUCUCGAGAAGCUAGACUUGCGUUGCUUCCCUGGUGAGAACAUACCUGUUUGGUUGAGUCCGAGUAGGCUGUUGAGACUACGGAGGCUCUACUUCACAGGAGGAAUGCUGCGCACUUUUGGAGAGAAGAGCAUGUCCGAGCAGUGGAACAUUGAGAUAAUGCGUUUGAAGUUCUUGAAUGACUUGGUACUAGAAUGGACCCAGGUGAAUGAGAUGUUUCCGAACCUGACCUUCCUGGAGGUAUUCAGAUGCAGCAACAUAGAAUCUUUCCCUUGUGACAAGGAUGGAGUGUGGAUGAACUGUGACACCCAGGAAACCAGAGAGUAGAACAAAGCACCAAAUCAAGCUUUUUCAUGUGAGCGCAUUGUCAGGAGAGUGAUACAUUAAUGGAAAGCAAGUUUGAUUAGAGUCUCUACCGAAGUUGUGCAAGUUAUGGUCAGUCUCCCUCACACAUGCUAUUUCAAAGCGUCAUGCAGAAGUUUGUUACGGCCUUCAAGUGAAAAUUUACUAGCCUUUUUAACAUUCUACAAAAUGUAUGUUUGUCUUGAAUUUUUGUCACAAUAUAUUUGUGAAA
Molecule: messenger RNA, 2294 nt
Organism: Triticum dicoccoides
Lineage: Eukaryota; Viridiplantae; Streptophyta; Magnoliopsida; Poales; Poaceae
Product: disease resistance RPP13-like protein 4
Exons: 3
Coding region: 263-2047 (594 amino acids)
Biological process (GO): defense response to other organism
Source: RefSeq, a predicted model, not a curated record